Molecule: messenger RNA, 2400 nt
Organism: Rangifer tarandus platyrhynchus (Svalbard reindeer)
Lineage: Eukaryota; Metazoa; Chordata; Mammalia; Artiodactyla; Cervidae
Source: the annotation of a GenBank genome assembly
AUGGAGGAGAAGCCCUCGGGAGAGCCCGCACAUGUGGUGUCUAAACUCAGACUUCCCACCACAGGGCACUGGCUAGUGGAAGACCAUGCUCGGAUAUGGGAAGUUUUAAAGACAGAGGAGAGCUCGAUUCAGGACUGGGGUGAAGAGGUAGAGGAAGGAGCUGUUUACCAUGUCACCCUCAAGAGAGUCCAGAUUCAACAGGCUGCCAAUAAAGGAGCGAGAUGGCUCGGGGUUGAAGGGGACCAGCUGCCUCCGGGACACACAGUCAGUCAGUAUGAGACGUGUAAGAUCAGGACCAUAAAAGCUGGCACCUUGGAGAAGCUCGUGGAGAACCUGCUGACGGCGUUUGGGGACAAUGACUUUACAUAUAUCAGCAUCUUCCUGUCCACAUACAGAGGCUUCGCCUCCACUAAAGAAGUGCUGGGGCUGCUGCUGGGCAGGUAUGGGAACCUGACAAGCCCAAACUGUGAAGAAGAAGGAGGCCAAAGUUCAUCAGAGUCCAAGACGGUGAUCAGGAAUGCGAUCGCGUCCAUCCUGAGGGCCUGGCUUGACCAGUGUGCAGAGGACUUCCGAGAGCCCCCUGACUUCCCCUGUUUACAGAAACUGCUGGGUUAUCUCAAGCAGAUGAUGCCAGGCUCUGACCCAGAGAGAAGAGCACAAAAUCUUCUUGAGCAGUUUCACAAGCAAGAAGUAGAAACCGACAAUGGGUUUCCCAACAGCAUCUCCUUCAGCCUGGAAGAGGAAGAGGAACUGGAGGGCGGCGGGUCUGCGGGGUUCACGUGCUUCUCAGAAGAUCUCGUGGCUGAGCAGCUGACCUAUAUGGAUGCACAACUAUUUAAGAAAGUCGUGCCUCACCACUGCCUGGGCUGCAUUUGGUCUCGAAGGGAUAAGAAGGAGAACAAACACUUGGCUCCUACGAUCCGUGCCACCAUCUCCCAGUUUAAUACCCUCACCAAAUGUGUGGUCAGCACCAUCCUGGGGGGCAAAGAACUCAAGACUCAGCAGAGAGCCAAGAUCAUCGAGAAGUGGAUUAACAUUGCUCACGAAUGUAGAAUCCUGAAGAAUUUCUCCUCCUUGAGGGCCAUCGUUUCAGCGCUGCAGUCCAAUUCCAUCUAUCGUUUAAAAAAGACCUGGGCUGCGGUCCCAAAGGACCGAAUGCUGAUGUUUGAAGAGCUUUCAGAUAUCUUCUCAGACCAUAAUAACCACCUGACCAGCCGGGAGCUACUGAUGAAGGAAGGAACCUCAAAAUUUGCAAACCUGGACAGCAGCGUGAAAGAAAACCAGAAGCGGACCCAGAGGCGGCUUCAGCUCCAGAAGGACAUGGGUGUGAUGCAGGGCACUGUGCCCUACUUGGGCACCUUUCUGACCGACCUAACCAUGCUUGACACCGCCCUCCAGGACUACAUCGAGGGUGGACUGAUAAACUUUGAGAAGAGGAGAAGGGAAUUUGAAGUGAUUGCCCAGAUCAAGCUCUUACAGUCUGCCUGCAACAGCUAUUGCAUGAGCCCAGACCCAAAGUUCAUCCAGUGGUUCCAGAGGCAGCAGCUCCUAACAGAGGAGGAGAGCUACGCCCUCUCCUGUGAGAUCGAAGCGGCUGCCGAUGCCAGCGCCACAUCACCCAAGCCUCGGAAGAGCAUGGUGAAGAGGCUCAGCCUGCUGUUUCUGGGGUCGGACAUUAUCACCAGUAGCACUCCCACCAAAGAGCAGCCCAAGUCCACCGCCAGCGGGAGCUCCGGUGAGAGCAUGGACUCCGUCAGCGUGUCAUCCUGUGAGUCAAACCACUCGGAGGUGGAGGAAGGCUCCAUCACUCCCAUGGACACACCCGAUGAGCCUCAAAAAAAGCUCUCCGAGUCCUCCUCCUCCUGUUCCUCCAUCCACUCCAUGGACACAGCUUCCUCAGGGAUGUCGUCCUUGAUGAACCCCCUCUCCUCCCCUCCGUCCUGCAACAACAACCCGAAAAUCCACAAGCGCUCUGUCUCUGUGACAUCCAUUACCUCGACAGUGCUGCCCCCCGUUUACAACCAGCAGAACGAGGACACCUGCAUCAUCCGCAUCAGCAUAGAGGACAGCAACGGCAACAUGUACAAGAGCAUCAUGUUGACGAGCCAGGAUAAAACUCCCGCCGUGAUCCAGAGGGCAAUGUUGAAGCACAAUCUGGACUCGGACCCGGCCGAGGAGUACGAGCUAGUGCAGGUCAUCUCGGAGGACAAAGAACUCGUGAUCCCAGACUCAGCAAAUGUCUUCUAUGCCAUGAACAGCCAAGUGAACUUCGACUUCAUCUUACGCAAAAAGAACUCUGUGGAAGAGCAAGUAAAACUGCGUAGCCGGACCAGCCUGACGUUGCCCAGGACAGCUAAACGGGGCUGCUGGAGCAACAGACACAGCAAAAUCACCCUCUGA